CCACAAUCUUCAUCCAACUUACACAAUCCAAUAAAAACUUUGUACAAAUAACGGUAUGACCAGUUUCUCGUUCAACUUUAGCAGCAUUUUCAAUGGUAAUUUCAUUGUCACCAAUGACAAUAUUAUCAUAUUUUGAUUUCCUUUGUGGUUUUUUAAAAGCAGUUUGAGAAACUGUUCCACCACCAAACUCUACUAGUUCAGUUAACUCUUUCUUUGUUGGAUUUUUUGCCUUGGGAUCAAAUUUUCCCAUAAAAUAGAACCUGUAACCUGAAAAUAAUCUAGUAUCUCCAUUUGCCAAUCUCUCUCUUGCUACUUUGCAAGAAUCAUAUUUUACAUUUGAAUCUCCAAGAGCACAAUAUUCCAGUUCGUCAAUAUGAGAAUUAGAGCUAAUUACUUUUUCAAUCCAAUCAACUCCUACAAUCCACACUCCAGAUACUACUCCUAUACAAUAUUUAAUAGUUCUUCGUGAAUAUCUAUUAUCAUCCAAAGUGGUUAUGAGAUGAGUUACCUCGUGAGUAAAUUCUGUAACUACAUCAGCCCCAAGAACUUUUGCAGCCAAAUCUAGCUUCUUCUUUGUGUCUCCAUUAAGAUUAGAGCCAAUUAAACAAAGUUUUUUGAGUUUAGAUCUCGAUAUUCUUUUCCUGCCAGUGGUGCUGGAACUUGUUUGAGAGUUUGUUUGCUGAGAAAUGGCCGUGCUUACACUUGGUGGAACCAGCUCAGAAGGUUGGAAAUUACUGGUAAACGUUGUUAAGAAGGGAAACUUUUCAUUCGAAAACCCAAACACACCAUAUAUAUCACUCAAAUCAGAUAGUAAAUCCUCAAUUUGUGAUAACUUGAGUCUUUUAGCGCUCAAGUCAGAAUCCACUUUUGAUAAUGCCUCCUUUGAUCUACUGCCAGAACUAGCAUCAAUUAUUGCUGUUGUUGAAGAAUCUGAAAUAUUUCCAUCCUGCUCUGAUGAAGAGGAAGGUUUACUUCUUGUAAACUUUCUCUUUCUGGUUAAUGUUGUAGAAGUGGAGCUGCUUCCAUAA
Messenger RNA from Naegleria gruberi, 1028 nucleotides. RefSeq lists its product as uncharacterized. The record is from RefSeq and is a predicted model, not a curated record. The transcript has a single exon. The coding region runs from base 687 to 1028 and encodes 113 amino acids. NCBI's taxonomy places the organism in Eukaryota, Heterolobosea, Eutetramitea, Acrasida, Naegleriidae.